Molecule: messenger RNA, 210 nt
Organism: Cetraspora pellucida
Lineage: Eukaryota; Fungi; Glomeromycota; Glomeromycetes; Diversisporales; Gigasporaceae
Source: the annotation of a GenBank genome assembly
AUGUACAGUUAUCCUUGUGGUGCUAAAAAGUUUUCUGUUUGUAGUAGUCUUUAUGUUAAUUAUCUUAAUAAACAAGAUCUUAAUAAGGUUUCUCAAGAGAAUGAAGAUGGUACUGAAUAUGAAAAUAAAACUAAAGCUGAAAAUAGGCCAUUACAUCCAAUUGCAGUUGGAAAGGAUUUAAAAGCUAAAAAGAAGUUGAUAAGUAAGUAG